UCUACCGGUCAGGUGUGAAACUAGGCCAGGUGUGUCAAAGUGGGGAUGACAUAAAUAUUAUUCGUCAGGUGACGGGUUGUAAAUAGUUUCAUGUAAUGUUAUAUCAUGGCGAGGAUGGAAUAUUGUCUCGACGUCAUCGUUAUUAGCCUCUGUCUAAUUUCAUCAGUGCAGUCGUCCUUCAUCUGCUAUAACUGCCUGUACCCCGACAAAAAUUGUGCAGAUAACUUCCAGCCCCUGGUGCCGACCUCCUACUGCACCGGUUCCUGUCUCAAGAUUCGGGGCGAACGCUGGUCUGAUUCUGUUCGGACGGUGGAGGUGUACCGACUGUGUGGGGAGCAGAGGAAGGAAGAAUGUAUCAGCGAUGUGAUGUACAACGGCAUCUCAACAACUCAAUGUGCCUGUAAUGCCAACUAUUGUAACCAUAGCAACAGCCUUGUAGUGUCAUGGUUGGCUGUCACUGUCACUGGUGUCAUGGCAAUAUUUGUGUCAUUAUGAAUCGAUCUUCGUUCGGGUGCAUGAUAUAUAAUUACAUCACCACAAAGUUAUUGUAAGCUUCUUUAGCUUCUUUUACAGGGAAAACUCAGGAAUUGUUAUUGGGGCAGUACAGCACUGCACCCUAUCCUUAUAUCCAAGAGUUACCUCCCUUACACUAACACCCAAUCAAAUGAAUCUUUAACACAUUCAGACCAAAUCCAAAGCCCCCCAUAGGUUUAAAUCAGGCCUAUCCAGCAAACAUUUUUGUUUGAAAUUUGAGGCAAAAUGAUUAUAUUUCCUGUAUUUAGGAAGAAAAUUAUUUUAACAAAAAAACUCCCUGCCCUGUAAAAAACCAUUUCCCUAACCCAUUAGCGGAUCCAAAGUGGGAUCAAGGGAGUAUGCAUCCCCCCUUUUUGAAAACCAAAAAAUGUUAUAGGCAGUAAAAUUAUCUGAGAGGAUUUUGAUAUCUUGGACCCUUCCCUUUUAGAAAGGCUGGAUCCACCUUGGAACCUGACCCCACCUUUGCCUUCCUGAACCUAGUAAUAAGUGCUCCUAUGUGUACGUGGAAUACUGUAAAUCUUGAAACGUGAGCCUGAAUUAAAUGCGAAAAAUUCUUGCAUUAUUAAACAUCGCAUUUAUAUCAACGAUAAGACAUUUUGGAUAGCAGAAAUACCAACUUAGACAUACACUGAAAACAAACAACUGUGUAUUCCACACCACUGUUUAUUGAGCAGCACUUGUAACAAGUAUAUAAACAAUGUCAUUCAAACACUAAUUACAUCCUGGGAAUUGUCACUGCUGGGGUCAAGACAAGAGUUCUACUCACUAAUGUCAUCACUGAUCACACCUGCAAGUCAAGACAGACGCCAACCACGCAACACAGUGUCUUUGUUCUUAGCGACUGCGUCAAAGGCCGACACGAGCCAGCGCGCAUGUACUGUUUUAGCGGAAGUACUCUACUUGGCGCUAAUGAGCGCUGCCUUUUUGUGUGUGAUUGGAUUAAUGUAAAGUUGAAUUAAGAUGAGGAUUCUCCUGUAAACCUGACAGAGGACAUUUUCUUUAGAUAACAUCCACUGAUGCUUGAGAGGAGGGGGGUGUCGCAUUCAUAUUGAGUCGCAUUUUUGGCUUGGGACCAGCAGUCGCAGUCUUUUGGAGACACAUUUAUUUCACGAUUUACAGAGUCUCAGUCUUCUGUAUACUAUACAUGUCUGUAAAUAGUUUCUUGUUGCAUAAGGGGCGGUUGGGUAGCCUAGUGGUUAAAGCGUUCGCUCGUCACGCCAAAUACCCGGGUUCGAUUCCCGACAUGGGUACAAUGUGUGAAGCCCAUUUGUGAUGUCCCCCGCCGUGAUAUUGCUGGAAUAUUGCUAAAAGCGGCGUAAAACCAUACUCACUCUCUUGUUGCAUUAUAAUUUUAGCCUCUACCUUGGAUCAUGUUUCCUCGUCACUUUUUCAUUAUGAAAACCAACAUAUUUUCUUAAUGUAUCAUGUAAAUACAUUUUGCUAAACAUAUAUUUGUACAUUUUUGUAUUAGGAUUAAUUGAAAUUAAUUAAGGUUAUGUUCAUAAACCGAACAGGUCCGAUGUAAGACAUACUUGUAACAUUGUAUGUGGUUAUGACUUCUCUCCAACACCACAAGAUGUACAUAACACAAUCCAAUAUGUAUAUUGCAUUCCAGUGAUAAAACCUUGAACGCUCACGUUUGUUUACCUUUCUUAAAAUAAAUCUUAAUUAUACAAAAA
This is a messenger RNA of Haliotis rufescens (red abalone), 2213 nucleotides long. RefSeq lists its product as uncharacterized. The record is from RefSeq and is a predicted model, not a curated record. The coding region runs from base 106 to 495 and encodes 129 amino acids. The transcript has 3 exons. Lineage: Eukaryota; Metazoa; Mollusca; Gastropoda; Lepetellida; Haliotidae.